Messenger RNA from Mus caroli (Ryukyu mouse), 1864 nucleotides. RefSeq names its product testis-expressed protein 13D-like. Gene Ontology annotation, molecular function: mRNA binding. NCBI's taxonomy places the organism in Eukaryota, Metazoa, Chordata, Mammalia, Rodentia, Muridae. The record is from RefSeq and is a predicted model, not a curated record.
CCGGAGGUCCCGGGUGUCGUCUGGAGGAGGCUGAGGUGGUGAGAGGAUCAACUUUGUUCUUUUGUGAGAUUGGGCAAGAAACUGUUUUAGGACUGAGCCAGUGGGAAGAGGGGAACAGGACUGGCAGCACAGCAGCUAUCUGUGACCAUUGAGAGACAGUGGCGGAAUUCAGUCAGGCAUGCUAGGGUGACUAGGCCACGUUGAUCACGGCGAUGGACUUGGGCGACCACUCCACUGGCUUUUGCCACACUGAAGUAAUUAGAUUUAUUAACAAUGAAAUCCUCAUGAAUGGAGGUGGGCCUGAAUUUUACAUGGCUUUCCGCAUGCGGCCCUGGAAUGAGAUAGAAGACCAACUUCGCGCCAUUUUGAUAGAUCCUCAGGUGCCACGUUCUCUAAAAAGGGCCUGUACCUGGAGUGCCCUGGCACUGGGUGUGCGAAUAGCUGCAAGGCAGCGUGAGCAGCAGGCUUAUAUGGUUGGGUUGUCACAGGAUGCAUUCGGGCAGCUCCCCUCGGCUCCCAGGGCCUCAGUCUCAGAGUUGUGGCAGCUCCGUCAACAGCGAGAGGAGGCAGUCACCCAACUGAUUUCUACUCAAGCCGCUCUACAUCAGGCGAUGAGGGAGUGUGAUCUGUUGCGCUGGAGGCUGCACCAUGUUGAAAGAUCAGUCCAGAUGGCUCCUCUGGUUCAUGACAUUCAAAGCCAACAGCUUGGGGCUUCAGUGGUACCCCUGAGUCCAGAUCAUGCGAGAGUUAUGGGUACAGUGGGGGCAUACGACAGACGGUAUUUGGAGGCACAAAUGGCAGCUGCAACAAAUGUCUUUUACAUGCCAAGAAGCACAAGUUCCUGGCCCCUGGCCAUGCAACCAACUGUGCCAGUUCCAGUGCCAUAUCAGCUCCCAGCACAUCCACCAUUCCUAACGGGAUCUCCAUUCUUAAUGCCUUUCUCACCUUCAGUAGUCAUGGAAACAGAAGCAGGUGUUGUAGCUUCAGUUCCGAUACCUCCUGCAUAUCCUUCUGGUCCUUUUGCUGUACCAUGCUCCCAGAACCCAGCUAGUGUGUGCGACCAGAGAAGCUACAGGUAUACUACUGAAGGUCCUUCGGUCACCCAGCUUGCUGUACCUGCAGGAAACAUCAGAGACACCAGCCAGGAGGGAAACUCAGGGAAGUACCAGGGGACAAAUACCUUGGGAGACAACAGAAGCCACCUUCAGGAGCAAGAUCACCAAGGAGUUCAGUAUAGGGCUACUCUAGUGGACACUGAAAAUGACAAUGAAGGAGAAAAUGAAGAAUCAGAAGCAACAUCAGCAGUAACAUCAGAAGCAGCAUCAGAAGAAACAACAGAUACAGCAGAAGAUGAUCAAGAAGAAGAGGAAGAGGAGGUGGCAGAGAAGGAAGACGCAUAUGACAACGAUGUAGAUCUUCAGAAUCUCCAGGAACUACACCUUCCUGAGCAAGGUCAACUCCAUAGCCAGGGUGACAAUCGUCCCCAGGCAUCAGGUCCAGCUUCCUUGUACUCCCGUAGAUGUCAAAUCAAGGAAGAAGAUGUGGAAGAGGCCCCUCCAAUCCCUGUGUGGGAGAGUUGGAGCCAAGCUGUGAGAGAAAGCCCGAAGAAACAGCAACCUCAGCUGCCGAAGAAGGACAAGAAGCCACAAGCAGAAGCAGCUUCAGGAUCCCAGCCCAGCUCACGCACUCAGAUGAACUGGGUCUGCCCACGGUGUAAGUCUAUGAAUUUUUCAUGGCGCAAAGUCUGCUAUAAAUGCAAGAAAAUUUGUAUGCCAGCUGAGUUUGGAGGACAACCUCACUGAUUCCAGAAGGAGGUGGAUUCCUGAUGGCUGUUCCUGAUGGGAUGACACUCUUGAAGAAGAAG